Molecule: messenger RNA, 312 nt
Organism: Penicillium canescens
Lineage: Eukaryota; Fungi; Ascomycota; Eurotiomycetes; Eurotiales; Aspergillaceae
Exons: 1
Coding region: 1-312 (103 amino acids)
Biological process (GO): transmembrane transport
Cellular component (GO): membrane
Molecular function (GO): myo-inositol:proton symporter activity
Source: RefSeq, a predicted model, not a curated record
AUGGCCACUACCGACGCAAGCUUGUUCCUGUGCUCGUUUAUUGUUACUUAUAACUUCAGCCGCAUGAUGGAGUCCAUGACCCGCAUUGGUUUGACGCUUGGGUUCUACGGUGGUAUUGCUGUUCUCGGUUGGAUUUAUCAAAUCGUCUUCAUGUCUGAGACUAAGAACAAGUCUCGAGAGGAAAUUGAUGAGCUCUUCUCGUUGCCGACUUCUGUUAUUGUUAAGCGCAACAUGAAGCAGACUGCUCAGGUUAUUCGGGAUUUGUCACGUUUCCGCUUGAAGAAGGUCUUCUCGCCAGAGCCUUACAAAUAG